Haliotis rubra (blacklip abalone) is the source of this 3244-nucleotide messenger RNA. RefSeq lists its product as uncharacterized. Bases 223 to 630 code for a protein of 135 amino acids. Lineage: Eukaryota; Metazoa; Mollusca; Gastropoda; Lepetellida; Haliotidae. The transcript has 4 exons. The record is from RefSeq and is a predicted model, not a curated record.
CUACCGACCCUGAUUCCAUUGCCAGUCCCAUCUAGUGAGGAGACAACACACCCUGUGCCUCUCAACCCGGGCAGACUGUAUGACAUAGACCCCGACCGCAAUACCAGCAGACAGUUUCUUUUCAGACCCAAGCCGCAGCCACGCGACAUCUCGUGGUAUCUCCUGCACGGAGGAAUAAUAAUCAAUUACUGUGUACAGCAUCGUCUCUCGGUGGCCGCUCGUAUGGAGCUGUAUCAGGGCAGAUGGGAGCUUCUCCCCGUGGAAACCACAGGCUUUGAGGAAUUCAGCGAUGCUAUAGGAUGUCCAAAACAAGGUCGUGAAACGUUCAAGAAACUGGUGUAUGUGGUGGAGUACACGAAACACGGAGAGAUCUGGCAAGCAAGGGCGGAGGUAAAGGGAUUCGGAGAGCCCAAGGAAUACUCGUGGACGCCGGGGGUCGAAUUUGAGUACGAGGGACUCGAUGGAAUGAAGAUGAAGAGCACGAUUACAUGGGACGGAAGUGCAUGCCAGGAGAAACACGCCUCUGAUGCUGGAGAGUGGACCUCGGUCCGGACUGUGGAGGGAGAUUUAAUGACAGUGACAUCGGAAAGCAAAGGAGUCUCAAUGGUUCAGAAGUUUCAACGUGCCUGAUGCCAGCCGAACUUAUUACCACCACGAAACCCUUACUGUACGCCAUUUUGGAAAUGGUAUCAUGGGUACCCGACGUCAGUUUGAAACAGCCGCGACUGUGAUUUUCUGACAAUGCGCAUGCGCAAAGCGGUAUAGAUGUACGCUUAAUAUGCAACUGUUGCCAUGACUACUGUCAGUAUAUGAUUUGAGGAGCAAAAGACACAUCUACUGAGUGCAAUACAUUUUAUGAGCGAUAUCUAUAGCGAUAUCUAUAAUUACUUUAUUAUUUACAUCAGGCUCAUCUUUUGUAAUAAUUUUUAAAUAUGUUUGAAAGCAAAUAUGUCAAUAAUUAUAAUAGGUUUUUCAACGAUAUUCUUUACAUUUUACAUCGAUGCCUAUUGUCCAUCUCUUUCUUUCUUUUUUGAUUUGGGGGUGGGGGAUACGGCGUAUGUUAACAUGAGCAUUUGUUGUGUUACAAUGAAACAAUUAUUGGUUCAUGAAUGAAAAUGUUCACUUAUAUCUAUUUUUAAUAAGUGAUGUGUGUUCAGUUGAUACAGUUGCUUAAUAUGUGUUCACUCUUUACAUCAGUACAAAAUGAAUAUGAUUAGAUGUAAGGUAUGUACUGUUGUAAGGAUUUCUUGAAGUGGGGGUAAACUAACCCUGUAAGGACAGGCAGAUUAACAGCGAUCACACAUAAGUGUUCAGCCUACAGUACACCGUACAGUCAAAUACAGAACAUAGCUGAAACUGAUGUUGAUAUGCUUAGAUAAUUAUACUGUCAAAUAAGUUGUCAGUUUGAAGUUUCUUAUCUACUACUUUUGGCCAUUAAACUGUUAAUUUGAAGUUCCUCAACUGCAGCAUAUAGUUGGAUCAAAUGUCAAUUUGAAGUUUUUAUCUGAUGCUUUUGGUCAUCAAGAAGUAUCAAUUUGAAGUGUUUUUAUCUGCUCUUUUUUGUCAUUAAACUCUCAAACUGAAGUUUUUCACCUGAUGCACCUAGUAGGAUAAACUAUCAAAUUGACGUAUCUCACUUCAUGCAUCUUGUAGGAUAAACUAUCAAAUUGACGUUUCUCACCUGUUGCAUCUAGUAGGAUAAACUAUCAAAUUGACGUUUCUCACCUGUUGCAUCUAGAAGGAUAAACUAUCAUCUUGACGUUUCAAACCUGUUGCAUCUACUGGGUUAAAAUAUCAAAUUGACGUUUCUCACCUGUUGCAUCUAGUAGAAUAUACUAUCAAAUUGACGUUUCUCACCUGUUGCAUCUAGUAGGAUAAACUAUCAAAUUGACGUUUCUCACCUGCUGCACCUAGUAGGAUAAACUAUUAAACUGACGUAUCUCACUUCAUGCAGCUUGUAGGAUAAACUAUCAAAUUGACGUUUCUCAUCUGUUGCAUCUAGUAGGAUAAACCAUCAAAUUGACGUUUCUCACCUGUUGCAUCUAGUAGGAUAAACUAUCAAAUUGACGUUUCUCACCUGUUGCAUCUAGAAGGAUAAACUAUCAACUUGACGUUUCUUAACGAGUAGGAUAAACUAUCAAAUUGACGUUGCUCACAGGGUAGGAUAAACUAUCAAAUUGACGUUUCUCACAGGGUAGGAUAAACUAUCAAAUUGACGUUUCUAACAGGGUAGGAUAAACUAUCAAAUUGACGUUUCUAACAGGGUAGGAUAAACUAUCUAAUUGACGUUUCUCACAGGGUAGGAUAAACUAUCUAAUUGACGUUUCUCACAGGGUAGGAUAAACUAUCUAAUUGACGUUUCUCACAGGGUAGGAUAAACUAUCAAAUUGACGUUUCUAACAGGGUAGGAUAAACUAUCAAAUUGAAGUGUCUGAGCUGUGUGAACGUAUCUGUAUCAUCUACAUGAAUGGGAGUGUAGACGAAUGUGAUCAUGUGACCUGCUCAACAUGCCCUCUGGUUGUACAAAUGUAUGCUAUGAAUGUCACGCUUGGUAUGGCGCAAUAUAACUGGCGCCUUAUAUGUAUGUCCGAUCUCUUUACGCUGAAGACAUUUAAGGGAGACAAUCGCACUUGAUUUGAACAAUAUUGUCGUAGUGUACAGUGCAUUCCUUUCAAUUCACAAUCCUGUGUUCGAUCCUUAUGUUCGACUAUUAAAACAUAUCAGCAAAAUUAUAGCUGUGACAAUGUAGAAGAGGGUUGUUAUAAAACCAAAACCAUUCAGGUGGAGUAGUGGAUAUAAACAAUAGUUUAUUUAUUAUUUGUUUUCUGUUGUUUGGUUAGGUGCCCCAGUGUCAAUAUUCAUUAUCGAUUCAUACGAAAUGAGUUUUCAUUUUGUUCACAUUUACUGGUUGUGAAUGUUCUAAUCAAAAUGUCCAUAUACAAAUAAUACAAGUGAUACCUGGUGUACAAGGAAAUAUAUUUUUGUUCCUAUUUUUAUUUAAAACCAGAACUUUGUCAAUUGACCAACCGUAACAUUUUAGAAUAUUACUGAGUCCAGAAAUUUCCAAACAGAUUCCCAGCGAAGAGGUCCUAUGUUACGAGGUAGUUUAGCACUACUAAUAUCGUUCGUAUGUAGUACGCAGUGUCCUUGAAACAAUAUACCAACCCGUGCAUCCUAUAACAGCUAUUUCACUGCGUCGUGAAUAUAACGGCGGAACUGAAUAAAGUAUGAAUUUACGUGAAAA